This is a messenger RNA of Laetiporus sulphureus 93-53, 1000 nucleotides long. RefSeq lists its product as uncharacterized. The record is from RefSeq and is a predicted model, not a curated record. Lineage: Eukaryota; Fungi; Basidiomycota; Agaricomycetes; Polyporales; Laetiporaceae. Gene Ontology annotation, molecular function: zinc ion binding; nucleic acid binding. The transcript has 6 exons. The coding region runs from base 72 to 734 and encodes 220 amino acids. Gene Ontology annotation, cellular component: U2 snRNP; nucleus; U2-type prespliceosome. Gene Ontology annotation, biological process: spliceosomal complex assembly.
GUCCUUGCCUUAAACGACAACCAACACACUUCCAGCCGACUCUGCGCAUUUCUCAGCAGUAGGCUUCAAAAAUGGAUUACCAGAAUCGAGUUGGUUCCAAGUUUGGAGGAGGAGGUGUUGCCGGAGCGUCCGAGACCAAUGUUGAUAGGCGUGAACGUCUUCGUAAGCUCGCGCUCGAGACGAUUGAUCUAGCGAAGGAUCCGUACAUCCUCCGCAACCACCUGGGCUCCUUAGAAUGCCGUCUAUGCCUGACGCUUCAUACAAAUGAAGGCUCAUAUCUUGCCCACACGCAAGGAAAGAAGCAUCAGACCAAUUUGGCUCGCCGAGCUGCUCGCGAUCUCAAAGAGACGCAGUUGAUGAUCGCGCCGGCACAAACCAACGUGCAGCGUAAAGUCUUCUUGAAAAUUGGGCGGCCCGGUUACCGUGUCACCAAAGUUCGUGACAGGGACACUGGUAAAGAGGGCAUGAUGGUCCAGGUGCAUCUGCCGCAAAUCAAGCCUGGUGUCAUCCCUAGAAGGCGGUUCAUGAGCGCCUGGGAGCAAAAGAGAGAACCACCAAACAAAGCAUAUCAAUAUCUGAUAGUCGCAGCUGAGCCGUAUGAAACCAUCGCAUUCCGCAUACCCGCUCGGGAGAUCGAGGAUGAGUCGGAUGAUGCUGGUUAUUGGAAUUGGUCACACUGGGACCCCGAUACCAAGCAGUACAGUUUCCAGUUCAUGUUCCGCCUUCACUACUAAUUGUAUGUCCCAUGACGCGUGUAAUAUAUUCUCUUGACAUGAUGCGAUGAUCAAUAGCCAGUGGUUUUCACAUUCCCAAGAUGCGCUACCAAGAAAUUGACGCAGAUUGCCCGGAGUAUCUAAAAGUCACACUCAACGAAUCCAUCAUAGCUUGAUGCCCCAGUAUGAGUGAUGCAAGCGCAGAAAUCACCAGAAUCAUCGUAAAUGACACGGUCGGCUCCGGGGCUGCCACCGACAUACACUUCGCCAGACUCGAGAGGGUAUUC